This is a messenger RNA of Cyprinus carpio (common carp), 3273 nucleotides long. RefSeq names its product leukotriene B4 receptor 1-like. The record is from RefSeq and is a predicted model, not a curated record. Gene Ontology annotation, molecular function: G protein-coupled receptor activity. Lineage: Eukaryota; Metazoa; Chordata; Actinopteri; Cypriniformes; Cyprinidae. Gene Ontology annotation, cellular component: membrane. Gene Ontology annotation, biological process: G protein-coupled receptor signaling pathway; immune response.
CUUAAUUUAGUUUUAUAGACCAUUUUCCACACUUACUCUGACCUUAGGAACGAAGACUGUUUUGAUCUAAAAUCUGUUUAAAUGGGUGGACUGAUAUGAAUCAUAACUUGUUGCAAAAAUCAAUUUAAGCCACUCUUUCCUGAAGUUAAGCAGAGCUACUUUUGCUACUCCACAGCCAGGAUAAAGCACAACGUUUGGACAGGUUCACCCAAAAAUACGAAAUUUACUCACUCUCAGGUCAUCCGAUGUAUAGAUGAGUUUGUUUCUUUACUGGAACAAAAUUGGAGUAAUUUAGUAUUACAUCACUUGCUCACCAAUAGAUCUUUUGCAGUGAAUGGAUGCUGUCAUAGUGACAGUUUAAACAGCUGAUAAAAACAUCACAAUGAAUCAAAAGUAAUGUCAUUUUUUGUUGUCAUUUGUAUAGGUCUUUGUUAUAAAACACUGGUCACACUUGAAUAUAACUUAAUACAUCACUUUACAUUAUAAUCCUAAACCGAUCAUUACUGAAUGUAAAUUUAAAGUUUCCAUUCAAUUUUCAUAUUUGUUUGUACACUAGUUACUGAUCUUUUAUCAUAUGAUAUACUGUGUCAUAUUGCUAAUUAUUUAUUAAUGGAAGUGCUGCUAAAACCUGUGCUUGUGACAAUGAUAUCUGGUCUUUGUUUUGUUUUUUGUUUCCAGCUAUAGGUAAGCAUGCCAUUUAACAUAUGUCGUUUUGUGGGAGGGGUUGUUUCAGUAACUUAUAUAUUUUGUUUCUAAUAUUAGAGAUUCAAAAGUAUUUUUGAUCAUGAUGGGACUCAACGUAGGCUUCAAUUCCACAUCUAACAGCACUUCCGUGGGUUCAGAGAAGAUCGCUCCUGCUGUAGUUUUGGGUUUGUGCUGUUUGGUUGGUUUGCCAAGCAACAUUGCGGUAAUUAUCAUCAUUGCCCGUGAGUGGAACAGAAAUCUGAGCUUCAUCUUAAAACUAGUGCUAAACCUUGCAGUCUCUGAUGCUUUGACCCUUUGCUUGGCUCCUUUUGUGCUGUAUGGAAUACUGUUUGGAUGGAAACUCGGCCUUUGGUUCUGUAAGUUCCUGUUUUUUUUGGGUCACUGGAGUCUGUAUGUUGGUGUCCUGACGGUCACCUCCAUGAGUGUCCACCGCUAUCACAAUGUCAUCAAGUCAAGAUUCAUUAACAAAAUGAUACUGCACAGACUGGAAAGACGGGACAGGCGCCUUCAGCUGAUUGGCAUCUGGAUUCUAGCCUUUGCGUUUGCCCUACCAGUAUUUUUUACUCAAGGACUCAAAGACAAGGAUGGACUGCAAAGAUGUCAGAGGAAAAUGGAGUCACAGUCUGUAGAAGUGAUUGUUUUGGUUUUUGAGAUCCUGUUGGGGUUCAUCAUUCCAUUUUUGACAAUGUUGACAUGUUAUCUAUGGUUGGACAAAGGGUUGAGACAAAAAGCCAAGAGCUCCAGUCUAACUAGAGCUCCACAGGACCAGGAACCCAGAAACCAGGGGAAAACCGUUAGGACUUACAAGAAGAGACUUGUGAUCAGCAUCGUUGUGGCUUUCUUUCUGUUUUGGACUCCUGUGCACAUUAUCAAUGUGAUUGAUAUAGUCACUACUCUGACUAAAACAUCUCAUCCAGAUGUUCAUUCUCAACUGAAGUCCUUCCGCCAAGUAUAUGGUGAUACAAGCAAGACUCUGGCUUUGCUAAACUGCUGUCUGAAUCCUUUUCUCUAUGCCAUCUCUUCAGCAAAUAUUAUGAAAUGUUUCAGAAAGAGAUAAUUCAUAAUUUCUGAUUCAGUCAUUUAUUUUCAGUCAAAUAUAUGCUUUAAGGACUUCAAGCACAAUUAUAAAAAUGGUUCUAAACUACCAAAAUAGGAUUUUUUUUUGUGUGUGUGUGUUUGUUUUUUUUUUUUUUUUUUAGCUUGUAAUAGUAGCAGAACCUUUUCUAUAAGAAUCAUGCUUUGAAAGUGUUAAAUACUGUAGGACCUUUAUAGUGUUUUAUAAUUUUAUUUAUUUAUAUUGUUUUUACCUUUCUGUCUGUCUUAUAAUAUCUUGUAGCCUGUAGUAAAAAACAAAAUAGAAAGAGGACAUAGUAAUGAAGACCAAUUUCGGUAAAAUAUAUUUCCAUUAUUAUGUAUAUAUUUUGAGUGGCAGUUUCUCACUGCAGAUGAUGAAGUUGGUGGGGUGUGAUGCAUGUGAAAUACACAAUUGAGUUUAGAGUUAUAGUGUAGCUUCAUAAUGUUGAAAAGAAAAAAAAAGGUGAUAAAAAGUCAUGGGAACUUUUGAAGAACCAUCUUUUUUAGAUUGGGGUUUCAGAAUGUUCUUACAUGGUUUACAGUAGAUGAGCACAUGCUUUUGAUGGACUAACACUAUUUAACAGCUGUCUGUGUCUUGCAUUUUAUACAGAAAUACGGUCAUAUUUAUUAACAUGAAUGGAGUGUUGUAAAUAUCAGUAUUGUACAUAAUUGCAUUUUAUUUGAUUGCUGUAAGUGUUAUUAAACAGAUGGAAAUGUUCAUAUCAGGGUUGGUGUUUUUUGUUUGUUUGUUUGUUUUUCUUGGUCUUUGGUAACAGUCUAGAAGAACUGUUUUAAUUGAUACUUUAGGCCUGGGUUUCCCCAAACUCAGAUUUGUAUUCGUACAUAUCUAUCAUUUGUUUACAUGUAUGUCGUGACCAAUCAACAAAGUAAAUAUGGUCAUAGGGUUUUAGGUUUGGUUAUCUGGUUUAAACUGGAUAUGUUGCAAGAAAUGUUGAUCAGAAAUAAGAUGGCCAUAGAUAAGAGGUAAGAAAAAAGCCGCGAAGUAAAUGCCUUCAGUUUGCAAGAGGUGCUACAUUGGUCAGCGAAAGAACGGAAGAGAAAUAUACGUGUUAAAACCACAAAAGAAGAAAGAACAUCAAGAAGAAAAUUGCAAAGAGGCAGCAUGAACACAACUGAUGCAAUAGGAACAAGCUCAAGAGACUUACUGCAAAAGGAGGACUGAACAAUGCAAAUUACAGAGGAGAUCACCCUACAAAGCAUUUAGCUGGGUUGAGUUGUUUUACUUAGCUUGUAACAAGUGAUUUUGAUAUCUAAUAUUUUAUUAUUCACCUUAUUUUUCAAUGUGGAAGCAAAAUAUUUCCUGCAAAUAAUUCAUUAGCUGCUAUAGUUAAACAAGUAAGAUUAACAAAGCACAGUAAACCCUAAAACUAUUGUCCUAGAAACCAGUGGUUAUGACUGUACAUUAAAAUAAUAUAACAAAUACUAUUAUGUGACAUCAAGCAGCAUUAACUGUUUUUGCACAGCUAAAACAAC